UCUUCCUCAUGUAUCUCUGGUUUUAUGUCUUUUUAACACUGACUUUUUUGAAAUGAAGCUUCCUGUGUCUUUCCGACGCUCUCCAUUACAAUUUAACUAACAAAAUAUGGUCAAAGUAUUGAUAUUGGGUGCUGGGUAUGGCACUCGUUUACAACGUGACCUUCAAUUGUCCGCCGAAUACAGGCAUUUAUUAGGGGUGCCUAAAGCAUUAUUACCUCUAGGUGGUCGCGAUGCCCUCAUUACACAUUGGCUUGAGCUUUUUGAAGCUCACGGAUUAAAACAAGCAAAAGAUAUUUUUGUAAUAACCAAUGAAGCCUGUUAUGACUCAAUCAAGCAAUGGGCAACGCGACAUUCCGUUCCUUUAGAUCAUAUCGUCAGUGACGGCACAACAUCAAACGAGAAUAGACUAGGUGCUGUGCCUGAUAUCAUGUUUGCUGUCAAACAUUUUCAUUUACUGCAAAAUGAUGUGCUGGUUGUGGGAGGCGAUACUUUGUUUUUGCAUGAUUUCAGCCUCUCUCACUUUUUGGACACCUUUGAGGAAAAAAAUAAAACCAGCAACGGCCGACCACUCUGUUUAGUCACCACCUAUGAAGUCAGCGAUGCCGAUGUACAUAAAUUUGGUAUUGUUGGGACGGAUGAAAAGGGUGCAAUCAGCAGUUUCCUUGAAAAGCCAGAUCCAUCUUCUACUACAAACCGCUCUGCAUGUCCCUGCUUUUACUUAUUCCAUAGACAAGCUUUACCUAUCAUAGACGAGUUCAUCCAACAAUGUCAAAAAAGCAAUGCACCUAAGGAGGCUUACGAUGCCACUGGAAAGUGUUUAGCUUAUUUAUAUCCUCGUUUCCCUAUACAAACAAUGCCGAUCUCUGGUCGUAUUGAUGUGGGUGGUUUACAAUCUUAUAUAGACGCAAAUAGAUAUUUUGAUUCGUUGUAACCAUCAGUAUAUUGAAGAAAUAAAUUAACAAAUGGCAUUUAAAUUGCUGUAUUGAUUAGAGUAUGCAACAAAAGGAAUAGUUUGCGUAUAACUUUAGAC
Messenger RNA from Mycotypha africana, 1030 nucleotides. Its product is annotated as nucleotide-diphospho-sugar transferase. Lineage: Eukaryota; Fungi; Mucoromycota; Mucoromycetes; Mucorales; Mycotyphaceae. The record is from RefSeq and is a predicted model, not a curated record. The transcript is spliced from 3 exons. The coding region runs from base 107 to 931 and encodes 274 amino acids. Gene Ontology annotation, biological process: biosynthetic process.